CUUGGCGUAUCAUUUUUCUUGAUGUCUCUCUGUUGUGAAAACAUUGCUGCUCGAGCUGGUGAGCUCGUAAAUCCCAAUGACGUAUUAAUAGUGCACAAUCUCAGUGGAUCACCCACGUUGGCCGCUUUUCUUGCUGCAGCUCGAGCUAUUCGAAAACACCGGGUGAGCUUGAUUGUAGUGCACUCGAGCGAAUUUGAUUCUACGCCUGAGUUUGCAACUCCUAUACAAUUAUACGACGUUGGCAGCAAAAUGUGUGAAGUAACCAAGGUAGUUCUACCUGGCGCUGCUGUAUUCCCAGAUGGGUCAUGCCUUGUUCCUGCCGGUGGUCUAUCAACCUGUCUUUCGGCACAGCGGCAUUCUGUUCCUGUAUAUGUACUUGCUGCUUUCUACAAGAUCACACCAUUCUUUGUUCCCGAUCCGAUGAUGGUAAAUCCAAGCAAGGCACCCGGCGUUUCCUUCAAACAUUCCGCUUCGUUUUGUGGCCUGGUGGAAAUUCCUCGACUAACAUUUGACCAUAUCCCAGCAUCACUUGUCACACUCUAUGUCUCUAAUUCAGCAUGUAUUCUACCGUCCCACGUAUACAGGUUAAUCGGAGACUACUAUCACCCUGAAGACGUGGCUGAGUGCUGA
Messenger RNA from Haemonchus placei, 630 nucleotides. NCBI's taxonomy places the organism in Eukaryota, Metazoa, Nematoda, Chromadorea, Rhabditida, Trichostrongylidae. The record is from the annotation of a GenBank genome assembly.